This is a messenger RNA of Brassica napus (rape), 1044 nucleotides long. RefSeq names its product transcription factor bHLH99-like. The coding region runs from base 179 to 1027 and encodes 282 amino acids. Gene Ontology annotation, molecular function: protein dimerization activity; DNA-binding transcription factor activity, RNA polymerase II-specific; RNA polymerase II cis-regulatory region sequence-specific DNA binding. Lineage: Eukaryota; Viridiplantae; Streptophyta; Magnoliopsida; Brassicales; Brassicaceae. The record is from RefSeq and is a predicted model, not a curated record. The transcript has 3 exons. Gene Ontology annotation, biological process: regulation of transcription by RNA polymerase II.
UUUACGUUUAGUCUCUACUCUCCAGCUAGGGAUACAUCUCUUACAUAAACUCUGACAAAAGUUAUUACUAAAUCCAUCCAAGAUUAUUAGAUAUCCAUUAACUUAACUUUAUGCAUUAGCCUCCCAACUUUUAUGUUCGUUAAGUUUGAUUGACAAAGAGAGAGAGAGAGUAGAGACUAUGAUGUUUCAACACGAGUAUCCAUAUGGCUUCUCCCUCAUGGAAACAUCAUCAAGCUACGAAGUCUUGGACUACAAAAUGAUCGUUGGUUCACCCCCAAAUCCAAUUUCUUUUGCUUCUUCUUUAGCGACACUCUCUUCCUCCAUAGCCGAGCAACAAUCUAAUUCAACGGACAAUUUAUAUUCUCUACAAGCACGAGGUGGUUUCGGUGAAGAACCGCCGCGGAAGAAGAGGAGGAGGAGGAGAACGAGAAGUGAACAAAUGAUAGAAGAGAAAGAGAACCAAAGGAUGAAUCACAUCGCCGUCGAGCGUAACCGGAGAAGGCAGAUGAAUCAUUUUCUGUCCAUACUCAAAGCUAUGAUGCCUCUCUCUUAUUCUCAGCGUAGUGACCAAGCAUCAAUCAUAGAGGGGACUAUAAACUAUCUAAAGAAGCAAGAACAACUUCUUCAAUCAUUCGAGGCCCAAUUAAAACCCACAAAACCCAAUCAACCGACGAACAUAUUCUCCGACUUCUUCAACUUCCCUCAAUACUCCACCGCCAUCGCCUCGAGCCGCCGCCGCCACCACAACGGACUUGCGGUGGUUGCUGACGUGGAAGUUACUAUGGUCGAAAUGCAUGCUAACAUUAAAGUGUUAACAAAGACACGCCCAAGAUUGUUGCUCAAGAUGAUCAAUGAGUUUGACUCCUUAGGGUUAACUAUAUUUCAUCUCAACCUCACAACUUCCAAUAACAUGUCUCUUUUCACUUUUAGCGUCAAGGUAGAUGAAGCCUGUCGCUUAACGACUACAGCUAAUGAGGUCGCAGAUGCGGUGCAUGAAGUCGUUAGCAGAAUUCACAAGGAACACUGACCUUUUUUGGUAAAGGC